AUGCGCCAAUUUGGACAGCAAAAGUCCUCACGUGAACGAUUUCCCGUUGACUGGAUCUCGCCUCAGAACACAACCAGAGGAUGCCCACUCUCCGUGUUUUCGUCCUUUGCGCUGCAGAGUAAAAUGCGCCCUAAGUCACGUGUCGAGGUCUCGGGGGAAGGUGGCCUAUUGACGUCGAAAUAUUCUAUACUUGGAAGAUGGAUGCACCCUCGCAUGCCUCUCAAGGUAGACCAGAUGUGUUCGUCGUAUGCACUGAUGUUCUCCUCCCAUAAAGAGCCCAUUAGGCCGGCAUACAAUGUGGCUGUCAAUCCCUUUCGGCUACGGAGCAGUCUCGCGGAAUAUGUAAACUUGCCUUGGCUUAAUCCUGAACAAGUUAAGCCGUCACAUUUCCUGCUUGUCUCUAAAGCCAGUAGGCCGGCUGAGCAAAUGCGAACCUGGAUAGCGAAUUAA
Protopolystoma xenopodis is the source of this 450-nucleotide messenger RNA. The record is from the annotation of a GenBank genome assembly. Lineage: Eukaryota; Metazoa; Platyhelminthes; Monogenea; Polystomatidea; Polystomatidae.